AUGGGUGAAGCGACUCUUGCAGCACAACGACAGAAAGAGGAUAAGGCUUCAUGGGAUGCCUAUUGGAAGCUGAGAGAUUUGGAUUCCAGAGGUUCCAUCUAUCCUCGUAUGCGUUACUACGCCCACAAGUUGUUUGAUAAGCCUGCAACUUGGUUCAGAGAGUCCAUUGUUGAGCCUCUUCAUGGUGAUAAUAAGUUGCCGUAUUAUCAGCGCAAGCUUGAUCGUGUUCCUGAAAUUGAUGAGUGCGGAGUUAAUGAUAAGGCCUGUUUCUAUGAAGCUAAUGAGCAAUUCCGUCUCGAUAAAAUGGUUGAUGGAUUCAUACUUCAAACUCUUCGUCAACGUUUAGAUCGUUGCAUGCAGUACAACAGCUCUGAUCAUUCUCCUUGUGUGAAGGUGAUCGAAGAUGUAGAAGAAAAUGAGUUGAACUUCUUCAUGAAAUACGGAGAGUUAGGUGGAGAGGCUGAUGUUCGCGAUGCUUAUAUGAAGCAGAAACAUAGAUUAAUUUGGGAAAGACGCCAUCCAGAAAUUAUGGAGGAAAGAGCCCAAAAACUUGCUGAGCACAAAGAGAAACUGGCAAGUGGAGAGUUUGACUACUCGUUCUGGAAGAAGGGUAUGUUCUACCAGGACAAAAAGAAUUACGAACCACCUUAUGAGUUUUAUCUCUCAAAGGCUCCAAUGGAAGGAGAUAAACCAUUGUCCAAGGAUUGGAACUACUACAAGCAGGUCGCCCAAGAUCCUGAGUUUGACAAAGAGCAAGGAAAGAAGUCUGAUUUCCGUCUCUACUAA
Auanema sp. JU1783 is the source of this 786-nucleotide messenger RNA. The record is from the annotation of a GenBank genome assembly. NCBI's taxonomy places the organism in Eukaryota, Metazoa, Nematoda, Chromadorea, Rhabditida, Rhabditidae.